Messenger RNA from Rana temporaria (common frog), 7020 nucleotides. RefSeq names its product ankyrin repeat domain 50 (gene ANKRD50). NCBI's taxonomy places the organism in Eukaryota, Metazoa, Chordata, Amphibia, Anura, Ranidae. Gene Ontology annotation, molecular function: protein binding. The record is from RefSeq and is a predicted model, not a curated record. The coding region runs from base 612 to 4826 and encodes 1404 amino acids. The transcript has 5 exons.
GCGGCCACCUGCGAAGAGUUGUCCUCGUCUUUGCGGUGGUGCUGUGUGGCUCGCUGUCCCCUCCUGCUGUUUGGAGGCGGAGUCCCCGGCUCUCCGGGAGGAGGAGCGGCAGCCGCUGUACAAGGCAGACUGAGGACCCGAGAAAGAGAGAGAGAGGGGGAAACAAAGAGCGAGCACCCCGGGGAGGAGAGCGGCAGGAGGGAGCCCCGGCUGGCUGGAGGUGGCCGUGCCCUGUGCAGUUUUCCAGAUGUAUUGUCUCCUGCCUGUACUGAAAGAAUGCAUCGCUAUAUGAAAUCCAGAUGCAGUGAUGAGAGUACUUAACUUUUGGAGCCAACUGAAUAUUACUUGUGGAUCCAUCUCAGCUAGAAACUGAGGCUUUCAAACACUGGAACCUAAAAUGUCAAGGAAACGUAUGAAAGCUUUUAAACUGGCGUAGUGUGGAGAUUGACAUGUACAGGAACCGUUGAAUUCGCCUUGCAUUCCACUGACCCAUCCUGGGAUAUGUCACUACUGGAAUUCAGUUCUGUGUUUUGCCCCAAAGUUUAUUCAGUUUCAAAUGCUGAAGAAACACAGUCCUAUGUGAGAGCUGAAAUUCACAAGCAAUAGCUGCAAUGGCUCAGACCAGCUUGCUGCAAGGAAAGCCCUUCUACUGCAGGGAAUGGAUCUUUCACAAGCUUCAGCACUGCCUGCAGGAAAAAACAAACUGCAGCACCAUCACUGCAAACAAAUUGUCAGUUGUGGCAAAUUCUGGCAACAAUGGUGGCAGCACAGGAAAAGGGUCAUCUUGGGGUUUACUAUUUGUUGGCGGUCCUGGAAGUGGAAAGACGGCCCUUUGUACAGAGCUGGUGUGGCCAAGUUCACCUGCUGGCCUGCAGAGAGGAUUACACCACCAAGUCUUGGCUUUUCACUUCUGCAGGGCCCAAGACUCUGACACAUUAUGUGUGGGAAACUUUAUCAGGACCCUCGUUGACCAGAUUUGCCAAGGAGGACUGAUGUCUGGAUAUGAGGAAAAACUAAAUGAUCCCUCCGUUCAGAAAUUGCUACAACCUGGAGAAUGUGAACGGAAUCCAUCAGAGGCUUUUAAAAGGUGUGUUCUUCUCCCUCUGCUGGCCAUGAAAUCGCCUCCUCAAAGUCUUUUGAUGGUUGUCGAUUCAGUUGAUGAAGGAUGCAACGUAACUGAAGGAGAGCACAGACCAUCUGGAUUAUCUGGAACCAUAGCGGAUCUUUUAGCAAGUCAUCACGAGUUCUUUCCUCCCUGGCUUCUUCUAAUAUGUUCAGCCCGCAAGCAGAGCAGAACAGUCACUAAAAUGUUUACAGGUUUCCGGAAGAUCAGUUUAGAUGAUCUUCGAAAGGCCUACAUAGUUAAGGACGUCCAGCAAUAUAUUCUUCAUCGCUUGGACCAAGAAGAAGCACUGAGACAACAUUUAACAAAGGAGACUGCAGAGAUGUUAAACCAGCUUCAUAUUAAAAGCAGCGGGUGCUUUCUUUAUCUGGAGCGUGUAUUAGAUGGCGUUGUUGAAAAUUUCAUAAUGCUUCGUGAAAUUCGUGAUAUUCCUGGAACUUUAAAUGGUUUAUACCUCUGGCUGUGUCAGAGGCUGUUUGUAAGAAAACAGUUUGCGAAGGUCCAACCAAUUUUAAAUGUUAUCCUAGCUGCUUGUCGACCACUAACAUCUAUUGAACUGUUUCAUGCGGUUUGGACCAAAAGCAUGUCAUUGUCCAUGGAGGAUUUUCAGCGUAAGAUGGAUGCUCUGUCAAAAGUACUUGUUGGUGGACUAGGAAAUACUAAAAUCUUGUUCCACUACAGUUUUGCUGAGUGGCUGCUUGAUGUAAAGCACUGCACCCAGAAAUAUUUAUGCAAUGCAGCAGAGGGACAUAGGAUGAUUGCAAUGAGUUAUACAUGCCGAGCAAAAGAACUGACACCAGUAGAGGUUCAGGAAUUUGCAUUACAUCUAAUACAUUCAAAUUUACAGUUAACAAAUUCGGAACUAGCUUUGUGGAUGAUCUGGAAUGGAACGUGUGUAAAAGACUCCUUAUGUACGUUAAUACCAAAGGAACAAGAGGUGCUGCAAUUACUAGUGAAAGCCGGUGCCCAUGUUGACAGUGAGGAUGACAGAACUUGUUGCAUUGUACGGCAAGCUUUGGAAAGAGAAGAUUCAAUCCGUACACUCCUCGAUAAUGGUGCAUCUAUUAAUCAAUGUGAUUCAAAUGGAAGAACUAUGUUGGCUAAUGCUGCAUAUAGUGGUAAUCUAGAUGUGGUCAACUUGCUAGUCUCAAGAGGAUCUGAUCUUGAAAUUGAAGAUGCCAAUGGGCAAACAGCACUUACUUUGGCAGCCCGCCAAGGCCACGUUAAGGUUGUGAAUUGUUUAAUUGGAUGUGGCACAAAUAUAAAUCAUUGUGAUCAUGAUGGUUGGACAGCACUAAGAUCUGCAGCAUGGGGUGGGCACACUGAGGUUGUUUCUGCACUUUUGUAUGCUGGAGCCAAAGUUGAUUGUGCAGACGCUGACAGUCGAACAGCUUUAAGAGCAGCAGCAUGGGGAGGACAUGAAGAUAUUGUACUGAAUUUACUACAGCAUGGAGCAGAAGUUAACAAAGCUGACAAUGAAGGCAGAACUGCUUUGAUUGCAGCAGCAUACAUGGGGCAUAGGGAAAUUGUAGAGCAUCUUUUAAAUCAUGGUGCAGAAGUCAAUCAUGAAGAUGUGGAUGGAAGAACCGCCCUAUCAGUAGCAGCUCUUUGUGUUCCAGCAAGCAAAGGUCAUGCAUCUGUGGUCAGUCUCUUGAUUGAGAGAGGAGCAGAGGUAGACCAUUGUGAUAAGGAUGGAAUGACUCCCCUACUUGUGGCUGCAUAUGAGGGACAUGUGGAUGUGGUUGAUCUUCUUCUAGAAGGUGGUGCAGAUGUUGAUCACACUGAUAACAAUGGACGUACCCCCCUCCUUGCUGCAGCUUCUAUGGGGCAUGCAUCUGUUGUUAAUACAUUACUUUUCUGGGGUGCUGCUGUAGAUAGCAUCGACAGCGAAGGUCGUACCGUUCUUAGCAUAGCAUCUGCUCAAGGAAAUGUUGAAGUAGUGAGGACACUUCUGGACAGAGGUCUAGAUGAAAACCAUAGAGAUGAUGCUGGAUGGACUCCACUUCAUAUGGCUGCUUUUGAGGGUCACAGACUAAUCUGUGAAGCAUUAAUUGAACAAGGUGCUCGAACAAGUGAAAUUGAUAAUGAUGGCAGAAUACCUUUAGUUCUAGCUGCCCAGGAAGGACAUUAUGAUUGUGUACAGACUCUUUUGGAAAAUAAAUCUCCUGUUGAUCAAAAAGGAUAUGAUGGUCGCAAUGCUCUCCGUGUUGCCUCCUUGGAAGGGCAUAGAGAUAUAGUUGAAUUGCUUUUGAGCAAUGAAGCUGACAUUGACUCAAAAGAUGCUGAUGGACGUCCUACACUUUACAUUCUAUCCCUGGAAAAUCAGUUAACAAUGGCUGAAUAUUUUUUGGAAAAUGGAGCUAAUGUGGAAGUUAGUGAUACUGAAGGGAGAACAGCUCUUCAUGUUUCCUGCUGGCAGGGACAUUUAGAGAUGGUUCAGACCCUGAUUUCCUACCGGGCUGAUGUUAAUGCAUCUGACAAUGAGAAACGUUCUGCCUUACAGUCCGCUGCCUGGCAAGGGCAUGUAAAAGUAGUCCAGCUAUUAAUUGAUAAUGGUGCUCUGGUCGAUCAUACAUGUAACCAAGGUGCUACUGCACUUUGCAUUGCUGCCCAGGAAGGACACACUGAAGUUGUUCAGGUUUUAUUGGAACAUGAUGCAGAUCCAAAUCAUGCAGAUCAAUUUGGAAGGACAGCAAUGCGUGUUGCUGCUAAAAAUGGACAUACACAAAUAAUUAAGUCGCUUGAAAAAUAUGGAGCAUCAACUCUCAAUGGAAGCAAUCCAUCGCCUGUUCAUACAAUGGAGCAAAAAAACUUAAAUAUACUAUCAACAAAAGUACAGUCUUUAACAGUUAAAUCUAAUAGCUCAUCCAGCACUGGAGGUGGUGAUGUUCACCCAACUAUGCGUGGAUUGUGUAAUGGACCCUCUCAUGCUUUCAGUUCUCCCUCAGAAUCCCCAGAUUCUACAGUAGAUAGACAUAAGUCUUCUCUUUCAAACAAUUCACUUAAAAGUUCUAAAAACUCUUCACUUCGUACAACUUCAUCUACAGCAACUGCUCAAACAGUGCCUAUUGAUAGCUUCCAUUGCCUUUCUUUCACAGAACAAAUUCAACAGCAUUCACUUCCACGUAGCAGAAGUAGACAGUCAGUAGUAUCCCCCUCUUCCACAACACAGUCUUUAGGGCAGAACAAUUCACCAACGAGUGAAUUUGAAUGGAGCCAAGUCAAACCGAGUUUAAAAUCCACAAAGUCAAGUAAAGGGGGCAAAGGAGAAUCCUCAAUCAAAUCUAGCUCUGUAACAAAGAAAACCAAGCAAAGUAGCUCUUCCCAGUCUAAGGUUUUGGAAUAUGAAAUGACACAAUUUGACAAAAGAGUGCAUGUUCCCAUUUCUGGCCCUGGAGUGAAUGUACCACUAAAGCAAAUCCCUGCUGACUCUUCAAAAAUUCAGAUAUCUUCAGUUCAACAGCUGAGUGCAGAACAAAAGAAAAGGAAUGGCAUAAUGACCAAUCCCAAUUAUCACCUUCAAGGGAAUCAGGUUUUUCUUAGUAGAGUUUCUGUGCCUCGUUCUCUGCAAGGUCGUGGGCAUUCGGAAGUUCUUGAAGGAUAUCCUUCAACAGAAACAGACUUGGGCCUUAAACAGUCACUUAAACUUCAAAUUGAAGGAACUGACCCUAGCUUUAACUACAAAAAGGAAACUCCACUAUAACUGGUUGAAAAAGCACAAGACUGUAACAUACUAGAAGACACCUAAAACUGCAAAUCCUUUUUAAUUUUUUUUUUUUUUCUGACCAUGAGUCCACUGGUUAUUGUUUUAAAAAGACGGUCCAUUCAAAUGUGAUAUUUCAGUUAUUGGUGGUAUGUGCUGGGUCAGGUCACAUUUUUGGCAUCUUAAGCAUCUAUGGGACUUAAGCAUCAAGAUUCCCAGCUAUAGUUCCUGUCAAAGUUUCCAAUCAAUGUGUUAAUUUUGUGUUUUUUUUUUUUUCUUCGCUCACCCUCUGCAAUUUCUUUUUUCUUUUUCAUCCAGAAUCUGACAGAUUGUGACAUGCCUUUUUUAUGCAAGAUCAACUGCAAUGAUCUUACCACCAGAGACUCGCACAUGUAUAAUACAAGUUAACUCCCCUGGCAGUUACCAAAAGCUGAAAUGACAAUUUUGGGUUGACUGAAUAUUAAACAUGCCUAAUUCUAGGCAAAUUUAAGGAAAAAAAUACUGAAAUUGUGUCUUGAAAAUGUGCACACAAUGCACUUUGUAACUGCACCUAAAAUUCCCCUUUCUCCCCCUAUAAAACAUUUGUGCUAUUUGCAGCUUUUUAUAUAAAACGGGAGCAUAAGUAUGCAUGUCCUGCCGUGAACUGUAUGACUCUUCUCAAAUCUGCCGUUCAGAAAUGAGACAAGCAGCAGAAAUGUAUUCAUUUUUGUGUGUUUUAAUAAGUCAGGUCUUGACAGCAUCUGAAAUAAUACAACUCUGUAGACUUGAAAACCUACAAAGUAUCUUAACACUUUGAAGGCCAGAAAUGUACAAGGAAAAAGACACACGCACAGCCUAGUCCUCUGCAGUAUUUACUUAUUGAAUGCAACAACUCUUGUAUCAUGCCCAGACAUGCCUUGCACAGUCAAGAGUCCAACAAAUUCCUUUUCCGCCUUUUUUUUGCUGUGGAGUUGAAUGUAUUAUGCUCAACUUUGCACAAUACAAAAAUCUUUUAAAAGUGCAUAUUUAUCUGCCACUGAUGAUCUCAGUGUUAAAUAUUUUUCUGGUGUUAACAUUGGCUUAACUUUAUUUAAAUGAACUUUGUAAUCUGUUAUGUUUUUCGUCCAGUUAGAGAAAAUAUGUAGUUAACUUGUUUGUGUCAGACAUGUGGACAUGUACAAAUGACAAAGAUUCCCUUUUUUUUUCCCUGUAACUGUAAUGGCAUAUUUAUUUUACACAUGUAGCAUAUAGUGGUAAUAGUAAAAAAAAGCCUCUGCUGAAGAGCUACAACACAUUAUCAAAGUUUCAAAAUUCUUGUCCCUGUGGGACAUAUACUUGGAUAUAUUCAAAUAAAUUCUUAAAGAAAACCAGCCAUAAUUGGGCUUCUGAAAAACUCUGAAAAGUAUGUGUUUAUUAUAAUUGUGGAGGUAGAUGUAUGAAAUCUUUGUUUUUUCCUUUUAUUUAUCCUCACUCGAGAGCUAGUGUUUUCUGCCGUAUCAUCUGCCUAGCCUUAGCCUGAGACUGCGUAACGGUGCCAAAUAGAGCUAGGUAGUUUAAAGCUUAAGAUAGACAACUGAUAAUACAGUCAGGCAGUUGACAGGACAGCUACUCUCAAAUAUGAGAGGACAUCUUAAAGUGGAACUUUACCUCUAAUAACUUGGUAAAAAAUUAAGGUUCCUUUGCAAGGAACGUACAUUCCACAUUAAUAAUUGUGCUACUGAAAUUUGUGUGUGCUGUAAAUUGCCUCCAGCAUUGCUCCUGUUUCUUCUUGCUGGACGCUGCCUUAUUGUUAAAGCCCAGAGCCCAUGAGCAGCAGUAAAUCUUUAGGCUGUCAGCACAUUGGCCUCUACGUUUUCAGCACAAAAUAAAGAGCAUCUGAACAUGUACAGAGCAGGGUGAGACAUUGUAUUACUGGAUUUUAAUCAGUAAUUUUUAAGGUUUUACAUAGAUCUACCUGCAAAAGGGGCCAGCCUGAAGUGAUUUAGCAGGCCUUUGUUUUCUAAAUAAAGUUCCAAUAUAGGCUGGCCUUUCGCUGGACGAAACUUAACUGGCCAAAAUUCUUUGUGGAUGGUCCAGCACUCUUCCACCCAGCAUCCUUUAAUUCAAGAAAGGAGCUGGGCGGGAAAAUUGCAACCGCUGUUCAGGUAUUCUGACAGUUACUGCCUUCUGUCAGAAUACAAUAGCUUGCACUGCAGAAUUCAUCCAUCCACACUUU